Molecule: messenger RNA, 4948 nt
Organism: Trichoplusia ni (cabbage looper)
Lineage: Eukaryota; Metazoa; Arthropoda; Insecta; Lepidoptera; Noctuidae
Product: longitudinals lacking protein-like
Exons: 5
Coding region: 218-622 (134 amino acids)
Biological process (GO): regulation of transcription by RNA polymerase II
Cellular component (GO): nucleus
Molecular function (GO): protein binding
Source: RefSeq, a predicted model, not a curated record
AACUAGGUGAAUGAAGGAAUUUUUAAGAAAUAGAAAGAAGUCGCUAGCUAAUUUAUGCGAGACAGCGUCUUUAUUUUGAGAUUCAAUUGCCUAACUUUUACUGAUAGUUUCGAAAUAAUACGCGGUGCCCUUGUACAUCAAUCCUAUUUGGUUUGCGGGGACAAAAUUUGAAAAUUAUUAUUGUAACCAAGUGAUCGUAGUGUAUAAAAUUACCGAAAUGGGUGAUCAACAAUUCUUCCUCAAAUGGAACGACUUCCAGACAAAUAUGGUGACAUCUUUCAGGCAUUUGAGAGAUGAAAAGAGCUUUACGGACGUAACCCUGGCAUGCGAAGGCCAAACAUGCAAAGCACACAAGAUGGUCCUCUCAGCCUGUAGUCCGUACUUCAAAAGCUUAUUAGAGGAGCAUGAACACUUGCAGGAAAAUCCAUCGAAGCACCCUAUAAUAAUUCUGAAGGAUGUGUCCUACCUGCACUUGCAAGCCAUCCUGGAGUUCAUGUACGCGGGAGAGGUGAAUGUCUCCCAGGAACAGUUGCCGGCUUUCCUCAAGACUGCGGCCCGGCUUAAGGUGAAGGGCCUAGCCGAGCCCCCACCACAGAUGCCCAGCAUCAAGAGAGAGGGCUAGCCCUAGUGAGCGAGUGUAAAGACAAUAGUGAACAUUAUGUACGAGAGAUACAGUAACACGUACACGUAGAAGUAAGCAUUCUGUUUCAGAUGUUACACACAUAUUUAAUACAAACUCUACCAUUAUUUCGUAGCCUUCUUGAAUUGAAAAUAAGGUUUUAAUUUGCGAUCUUGCUUCAUAGCACUAUCUGCGAAAGUAUAUUAAAAACUGCAACUUUUUUGCUCCUGCGUUCUCUUAUGGUCUUUAUACUGAUAGUUUUACAGUUUUUUGUCAUAAUCGUAAUAAUCCUUUUUUUUUUGUUGCGAGGUACUGUGUUUUGACGUAAAACAGCACUUAGGGUAAUAAGUUGCGUUGCUUUAGAGUUGAAGAUCUGGUGAUCAGCACUUUACAUUAAUUAUUAAAGAAAAACUGCUGUCGUUGUCUAAGCGAGAGGCCGCUACGAUUUGUAUAUUGGCAUCUCGCUUUCACAACGUUAAGAGUCCCUCUUUAAUCGUUUUUGUAGCAGUCACUGAUCUUAUAGUGCCUUUUACUACCUUGAGGUGCGUAUUACAUACCCUGAAAAAGUGCUUUUCUAUAUUAUUAGUGCAUCACAGUAAUAAUGUGCCUUAGUACUAGAAUCGCAAUAAAAUCUGUGUAGUUUAAAUGUGUGAUAUCAAAGUAAUGUCUUUAACAGAAUGAGUGAUAUCUAUGUACCACAAUUAUAAUAACUAACUACCCCCAUUGCACUUCGUCUCGUUUCUUUAGCCAGUGGCGUCUAAGUUCAAAUAUACAUAUUUACAAUGUUCAAAUUGCACGUGAAUCUCAAAUGAUCCCAAAUAGAAAAGCAUAAUAGGUCCAAUUAUCUUUAAUAUAGUACUCUAUUCAUAAAAAUACAUGUUAUAUCAAUAAAAUAUUAUUAAACAGUUAGUAUCUAAGUAAUUAAAAUUAAGAAAAAACUUUGAUUGUGUUUGACCAAUAUUGGAUCCAAACUUAACAACCAAUAUCUGCUUACAAAGUAAUGUUGUUACCAAUACUGGAACCAACAUUUAAUGCCAACAUUGUUUUGCUAACUACGCCACUGGCACUUAACCUUCGACCUAUUUUCAAUAGAAUUGUGUUCACACUGCUUUUUAUCACAUUGAAACUGGUUGUCACCAGGAUCUCAUGUUUUGGGUGUUUUUUACUAUGUAUAAGUAUGAGAAAACCGGCUAUAGUGUUAGAAGAAUGUGUUAUUUUCAUAUAAUGUGACUUAUGUGCUGUGGCAAUUCGUAUUGAAGCUAACAAUUUGGUAUACAUUUCGUGACUCGCUUUCGUAUUGACGAACAGAUGUAGUAUUUGAGUAAUUUAAUUAAUAUCAAAUAAAGUAAACUCGAAUUUAUGGAAAAAAAUACAUGUUAACUCAAAAUAAAUCUUGCCCUACGAAUUACAACUUUAACUACUUGACUUAAGGUUGAAAUUCUUAAAACCAGCAACAUAAUACGAAUUCUCACAGCAUUAUAUACUUAGUACCGUACGCCAAACAUUGAUGUGGCAGUGUCAACGUGAUUCUUGGCUACGCUCCUGCCUUGUUCCGUAAGUUACCUAGCAACCAAAGUAAUUUAGUAUUUAAUAACACCAAUCCCCUAUUUCGCUAUGUCUUGCGGUAGACGAGAGAUGUGAUAUAUUAACACGGGUAUGAAAUUAUAUUAAAAAACGUACAUGAUAAUGCAACAUAACUUUAAUAAAACAUCAGUGCAAAGAUUCCAGAUUGUAAUAAAUCCAUUAUCAUGAAUACUAUUCUGAAAAGCAGAAUUUUAACGAUGCUUUUCCGGAACAUACUGUAUAUGUUGCUACUAUAUUUAUUACAUGUCACCUAAAACUAGUUGAUUAAAUGGCCAGUCCCAAAAAUAUAUAUUUCAUAUUUAUUCAACUUACAAUUAAUACAAUUAUCUACGAAAAUCACAUUUUCUCAAUCGACCGUAAGACGAAUUCUUAACCAAGAAUCGAACCCACGCUGUCACAUCAAUGCGUUAGAAACUAUCCACUCCACCAAUGGUUGCCUUACAGAUGUUUAGAUACAGCAAUAAUGUGUAUGUCGACUUUUGAAUCAACUUUUAGAAUAAAAUUCAUGACAAUUGUUCAAGUAGUUUUAGAGAAAAUUGUACUAUACAUUUGAUUUUACGCAUUCAGUUUAACGUAUUAGUCCUAGACUGCUGACAUUAUACAAUUGAACAAAUAGUAUAGAAUUAACAAUCAUUUUGCUAUUAGUCAUGUGUAACUUUGACUUGUCAUUUCGAAGGCAAUUUUAGCUCAAAAAUCAGUUAUAGCAUAUGACAUGCUAUGUAUUAUGUGUUUAGUUCGGUUGAUAUCAAAAUCAUAGGAAACCUUUAUUUUACUAGAGUACAAUAAUAUAUAAAUCAGUUUUGUAAGCAUUUAGGUACCUUAUCUGUUUAAAAUUGAGGGUUAAUGAAAAUAAUAACUCACUUAGAGCCCUUGAUCAGCAAAGUCGACAUACAAUUUGCAAUAAUUAUGUAUAACAAUGCUUUUAGAUACUUUAGGUGUUGAUAAUAAUUUCUUGUAUGUAUUAAAUACACUGUCUUAUAAGCGCAUUGCAAUAUACAUUAGAAAAAAAUCGAAUAAAGCCCGAAAAAAUAUUCUUGUGGACCGUGUAAACUUACAGGAAAGAAUUAGCUCUGCAAUACCUUGUACAGUCAUGAGGAUAAGUCCAUGGUCUAUUUUUAUAUUUUCGUUUGAAUAUAGCGUCGCUAUUUUAUGUUUGUAAGUACUGACAGCUCAUAUUAUUAGAUAAGUUAUCAUUACAAUCUCGAAUUGUAUUUUUUUUUUCGUCUUUUUUUGCUCGUGACUGUACUGGACAUACUUGCGUAAGAAUAUCGUUCUACCUUCUUAUACGAUUAGUAUGAAUGCCAAGUUGAAGAUUAAAAAUGACAUAAAUUGUGUAAAAUCAAUUUUAAUUUCUAAAACAAUGCAAUCUUUUGUUUCUAGUACAAAUGUUUGGUUUUUAUUAAUAUGUAGAACAAAUUCGCGGAUUAUUUUACAAUUUGACACAAAAUAAAUGAUAAAAAUACAUCUUUAAUUUCUCAAUCCCGUUGUACGAACAAUGCGGUCAACAUAAUUGACAUGUUGGGACCAAUAUGUGAAAUUGAAUUCUAUUUGUUUCACUGUCGGAUAAUUUUGCGAACAUGAUUUGAUGAUGUAAUAUUAUUUUGUGUUGAAUUGUAAACUUUUAGUUUUAAUAUCUUGUAAUGGGUGCAAUUUACUCUGUGCCAGCGCGUUUAUAAAUAGAGCCUAUAUGAUGUAUGAAAUCACAAGCAAUUAUCAAGUUUGUUCGAAUUCACCUUUCACAAGAAAUUAAUAUAAUUGAGUGAAUAUUUGAAACAUAACAAUUUUAUUAUAAUAAAGUAUGCCUCGAGUCAUAUUUUUAAACACGCUAUAUCGAUUCCUUAGUCUUUAAGUUUUAUAUUUCUCUUAGUUACAACUUCAGCACGAUUCUUAAAUGUCGCAUUUUUGUUCACUUUUCUCUGUAUUUGCUACGAUUUUCGGUUCAUGUGAUACUUUAAUCGAGAUAUUAAAUAACAUUAACAUUAUUAAUAAAAGAUUAUAUAAUAGAUAAUAGUUCUGUGUGAGCUUACCUUACUGUACUAUUUAGGUUAAAACCUCGAUCUUCUUAGUAUCACAUUUGACCAAGGGACCUUGACUCUUGAGGGCCUACCAACACACCUUAAAAUCAUAUUACAGUUGAGGAAGAGAGAUGCCGCUCUACACUGUGUAGUGUGCUUUCCCGCUUUCACGACUAGCAUAACUUUAAGACUUGAGGGUAGGUCCCCUAAACAGUGCUUUUAGUAUUAUUUGAGCAAAACCAUGACGUCGGUAAAACAGACUUAAGGCCGAUUUUUCAAUCGCCAGAUAAAGGCAGAUUUCUGACGAAUAUAUUUGACGUAUUGAUAGCUUUUGUAUAGAAAAUAUGACAAACGGCCAUAUUUAUUCCUCAGGUAGAAAAUAACUGAUGAUUGAAAAAUCGGCCCUUACUGUUUUACCGACAAUGCUGUUUAUCAAAGACACCAGUUAUCAAAUAAUGCUAAGAGAAUUGCUUCAUAUGUUAAGAGUGUACUCCCUACUAAAGCAUUUUAUUAUGACUGCCUAUAGUACUGUAUUCUACCGAUCCUCCCCCCCCCCCCUCAGGUAAUAAAUAACCUCGAUGUAAAUGGUUAGCAAAUGUUGUAAAAAUGUAAAUCUGAUAUUUUUAGACAAAGUUAAUGGUAUGUGCUGAAUAAUCAUGUGGUAACUAGUUGUAAUGAUUGAAAUUAUGAAAGAUUUGUAAUUUUAGAUAAUACAGAUUAAUUAUAAUAA